Molecule: messenger RNA, 4295 nt
Organism: Zootoca vivipara (common lizard)
Lineage: Eukaryota; Metazoa; Chordata; Lepidosauria; Squamata; Lacertidae
Gene: ENOX2
Product: ecto-NOX disulfide-thiol exchanger 2
Biological process (GO): ultradian rhythm
Cellular component (GO): external side of plasma membrane; plasma membrane
Molecular function (GO): oxidoreductase activity; RNA binding
Source: RefSeq, a predicted model, not a curated record
UAACUGAUGGGGACAGAUGCAGCAGUGGGCAGCAAUUCAUUUUAAAAAAAGAGUUCCAUGCCUUUCCUCUUUAGCAUCCCAGCGUUUCCAAUUGCCUGCUGUGUAGUUUUAUUGACGUUAAGCUCUCCUCUUGUUACGCUGGCUGCUGGCACUUGGUUUGUUUGCAGGGUCCAGCACAGCAUAUACGUCACACACAGGCUGAACUGUGUUACUAGUUUGUGUUUAUAUGAUGGUGUGGUAGUGUGGGUAGCAAGAUAAAACACGCUGAGACUGAAGAGCACUCUUUGCGAAGCACCAUCAUGUUUUUUGUGCAUUUCACAGGACUAAACCACCUGCCCUUUGACCCUGGCAAUAGCAAACCUCUGCCAUUCAAUAGCAGGGACAGCCCUGCUGAAAAUGGAGGCGAGGCAAGCCAGAAACGGAAGAGGAUAAAUUUGCCUACAGACAGCAUCCCACAUCUGAGUCUAGAGUCUCCUCCAAUGGAUUUGGGCAUGUCAGACCCAACAGCCUGGACCACUGCAAUGAAUAACUUGGGGAUGGCACCAAUGGGAAUAACAGGAGAUCCUCUUUUGCCUGACUUCGACCCUGCCCUUGGAAUGAUGACUGGGAUCCCACCAAUCAGUCCCUUGAUGCCUGGCUUGGAAAUAGUGCCACCACCAGUGAUUAAGGAGAUCAUUCAUUGCAAAAGUUGCACACUCUUCCCACCUAACUCAAAUCUCCCUCCUCCCACCACAAGGGAAAGACCUCCAGGAUGCAAGACGGUAUUUGUUGGAGGACUGCCGGAAAAUGCAACAGAAGAGACUGUUGUGGAGAUUUUUGAGCAGUGUGGAGAGAUCUUAGCUCUUCGGAAGAGCAAAAAGCACUUCUGCCACAUCCGUUUUUCUGACGAAUACAUGGUGGACAAGGCUAUUUAUUUGUCUGGUUAUCGCAUCAGGCUGGGCUCCAGCACUGAUAAAAAGGACACAGGGCGCCUGCACGUGGAUUUUGCUCAAGCCCGGGAUGAUUUCUACGAGUGGGAAUGCAAGCAGCGGAUGCUGGCACGGGAAGAGCGCCAUCGCAGAAGGAUGGCAGAAAAACAGUUCCACCCUCCCUCCCCGCCUCCUGUUGUCCACUAUUCAUAUUAUGAGUGCAGUAUUGUUGCUGAGAAGCUAAAAGAUGAUUCAAAGUUUUUGGAAGCGGUGCAGACACUGCUGGCCUGGAUAGAGCGUGGGGAAGUGAACAGACGGACUGCAAACAACUUCUACUCAAUGAUCCAGUCAGUCAACAGCCACAUCCGCCGACUUACAAAUGAGAAAGCAGCCCAUGAAAAGGAAAUGGAAGAAGCAAAGGAGAAGUUCAAGCUUGCACUCUCAGGAAUUCUUGCUCAGUUCGAGCAGAUAGUGGCCGUUUACCAUUCUGCAUCCAAACAAAAGGCUUGGGACCAUUUCACGAAAGCGCAACGUAAGAACAUCAGCGUAUGGUGCAAGCAAGCCGAGGAAAUCCGCAACAUUCAGAAUGAUGAGCUGAUGGGCAUCCGACGAGAAGAGGAAAUGGAAAUGUCUGACGAUGAGACAGAGCCAUCAGAUGCCAAGGAGAUGGAAGAGUCAGCUUUAAUAUCUCAAGCAGAAGCUCUGAAGGAAGAAAAUGACAGCUUAAAAUGUCAGCUUGAUGCCUACAGGAAUGAGGUGGAUCUCUUAAAGCAAGAGCAGGGCAAAGUGGACAGAGAUGAAGACAUAAGCAAAGACCAGAAAUUAAAGAUUCUCCAGCAGGCUUUGCAAGGCAUGCAGCAGCAUCUCCUGAAACUCCAAGAUGAAUGUGACAGAAGAGAUGCUGAACUGGAAAAAGUCAAUGAAGAAAAAGCACAACUUGACAAAUUGCUUGAAAGCCUAAAUGAAAAGCAAGAGCUGGCUGCUGGACCAGAAUGGGGCAAAGACUCCAAUGAUCAAGACCAUGUGAGCUUUGCCAACGACUUUUCACCAGCUUGCUCAGUGUGCCAGGAGAAGGAGAGCACACUUGAGAGAAGAUUCAACGGCAGUCCUAUCAAAUCAGAAAGGGAAGCUUUGCUAGUGGGAAUAAUCUCGACCUUCUUGCACGUUCACCCUUUUGGAGCGAGCAUUGAAUACAUCUGUUCCUACCUCCAGCGCCUUGAUAGCAAGAUUUGUGCUAGUGAAGUGGAAGCCCUCAUGAUGCGACUCCAGCACACUUUCAAGCAGGAGAUGAGUGGUGUUGGAGCAAGCCUUGAAAAAAGGUGGAAAUUCUGUGGCUUUGAUGGACUGAAAACAGCCGCAUGAACUUGAAGCUAAUAGGACUUUGGACCAUGAGUUUUUUUCUGAUUUCUAUCAUUUAUAAUAAAGAGAAAGAUUGCAAGCAGAAAUAGUUGCCAUUUUGCAACAGAAAUGGUUUGUUGGGUGAGUUUACAGCCGCCAGAGAGACCAAACAUUUCUGUUAGAAACUAACCUUCUAACAUUUCAUUUCAGUGCUGUGAUUACUCUGUUUCAUGACUUUUGUUUGGACAGAAUCAGCUAUUUUGGACCUAUCUGUUCUCAUAUGGUUAUGGAAAUUGUGGAAAGACCAAAGCAGCGCUUUUUUCCAGCUGAUUCCAGUUCUGAGGUUUCUCAAGACACUUCCAUUAUCUCCACUGUUGGUGUGUAUGCAGAGGUGGUCCCAGUGGUGGCUAUUGGGUAUGGUAGAGCAGAAGACUGGGAGGCCAAGGGUUGAUCAAGCCAGGGCCAAUGACAGCUGGAGCCAACUAAUUUUGUCCUCAUCUUCCUCCCUGCUGAGUUCUAAAAGGGCAACACUUAAGACUUAAGGGGAAGGAAGCUGACAACCAAGAAGGUAGGCAGGUGGCAGCUGCUUGAGAGCAGACUGAGCUUUGUGGGGCAGUUCUCCAUUUGCCCUAUUGAACCACCCUCCCCAGGGUGCUUACAUUCGCUGCUUUGACCACAUUCUAUGUGUUGAAACUUGGGAACUGUUGUCCUAGCAAAGGUCUGUAAGGGCCAGACUAGAUGACACAUUGGUGGUCCAUGAUCAGAUCAGCUUUCUCUUUAAAUUUUAUUUUAAUAGCCAUUGUGGAAGAAAGGAGAUUGGAAUGUGACUGCAGUGUUACAGUAGAAGGGGGUCUAUUAAAAAUUCAUUCCAUUGUGCUGCUUUCCUGAUUGAAAUCUUCCCUUUCUCCCCUGGAAGCUGCUAUUUGUCAUGGUGAGAAAAUGACAGCUCCUGAGUGGGUAGAGGUUAUAUUGUGGGUAGAGGAUAAAUUAAUAUCCCACCCUUUCUCCCAAAGUUGCCCUGGGGCGGGGGCAAACAUUAAAUAGUAAAUGAAUAAAAUUUUCUUAAAAACAAUUCCUGUACAGAUUUUUUUUAAAAAGUACUACUGUAAUUAAAUACAAAUUAAAGAUGUCAAUGCAGAUUUUAAAAAUAGUGUGGAAGAAAAGUUCAGUCUCUUCCCUCUCCUGGCUCUGCGAUCCCAGUUCAAUUUGGACCCCUCCACAGUUGCUUUUAACAGCUAUUUAGAAGAAAUGGGGGUGGGGUUCUGAUCAUGGAUCUAUGACUUUUCAUCAAGCUUGAUUCUGCAACACUGAAUUCUUUUGCAAAAUUGCUAAGGGUUUUUAACAUGAGUGGUGGCUCUCUUCCAUGUGUGGUAUCGUUGCUACAAUCUGCUGGGUGCUAUUAUUAUUGUUGCAUGCCACCUCCAAUCUCCAAGUGGUGCAAGAUUCCAGGGGGUUCCAGGCGCUUUACGCAGGGUUUGUGUUUCAUUUUGGAAAUGAGGCACAGCAGAGACUGUGGUGCCUUUAGGCUAUAGGGUUUCUUUACAAAUACAUACAAUCUGAGCCUAUGGUGGAUGGGUUUACAGCAUCAACACCCCCAAAAAGGUCUUGCUUCUUCCAUAACCACAGUCUUGGAUCUAAGACAGUCUAACCAUGUUUUCUAUGCGUCUAGCUCACAUUGCUUCUAACUUUUAAAACUUUGGCUUUACUGUAUCUGUUGAGGGAGGGGCCACACCCAUUUUAUAUCUGGUCCUCUGUUUCUUAAUCACCUAUCACCUUAGACAGUGCAACAACACAGGAGAAUAGUCUGAUUUAAUGAGCUUUUGACACUUUGCUGAUUCCAGGGAUUAGAAGUGUUUUAGCACCCAAGCUUGAAUUAUAUUCUAACACUCACUGGAUCCAUGGAUUUUAGAAGUCUAGCACCUAACUUAAAACACAUGUGUCUGGCACCCAGUUUUAACACCCUAAGCAUUAAUUAAAUUCUGAUACUUCUGGCCCAGGAAUUUAGGGGAGUCUGGCACCCACACACUUGUAACAUUUCUUUAUUAAAUU